Molecule: messenger RNA, 539 nt
Organism: Camellia sinensis
Lineage: Eukaryota; Viridiplantae; Streptophyta; Magnoliopsida; Ericales; Theaceae
Source: RefSeq, a predicted model, not a curated record
AAUUGCUACCUACUGCAGGUAUCAGUCUCCACUACCAGCUGACCAGGUCAAGACAUCAACCGAAUUUGAUUAUGAAGGAGAAGGAUCACCUACUGGUCGUGGAAGGGGCCGUGGUGGUAGAGGGAGGGGAAGGUCUAGAGCGGCGUAUGGGAAUGGAUAUGCAGCUCCUGAGUAUGAGGAUGGAGGUUGGGAUAGGAAUCGUGGUUAUGCGAGGGGCAGGGGUCGAGGAAGAGGUCGUAACUUCCGUGGCCGUGGAAGAGGAGGGUACAAUGGUCCUCAGAUUGAUAACCAGCAAGAUGCAGGACAUUACAACCAGGAAGGUCCUGCUCCAGGCCGUGGUAUUGCUUCGUAUAAUUGCUCUCUGUUUUUACAUGAUCUCAUUAAUUGCCAGUAGGUUUUGUGCCCAGUUGCUAGACCAAUCCUUCUUAACUUUGCCAGACCAAUCCAUCACCAGUAGGUUAUGAGAUUGCUUAGUCUGCCUGAAAAAUAGGUGUAACCUGUCUUGCAUUAAUUGAUUGAUUGGGUUUGGUUCUAGUGGG